Oxyura jamaicensis (ruddy duck) is the source of this 2455-nucleotide messenger RNA. RefSeq names its product KH RNA binding domain containing, signal transduction associated 2 (gene KHDRBS2). The record is from RefSeq and is a predicted model, not a curated record. Gene Ontology annotation, molecular function: poly(A) binding; mRNA binding. The coding region runs from base 274 to 1221 and encodes 315 amino acids. Gene Ontology annotation, cellular component: nucleus. NCBI's taxonomy places the organism in Eukaryota, Metazoa, Chordata, Aves, Anseriformes, Anatidae. The transcript has 8 exons. Gene Ontology annotation, biological process: regulation of alternative mRNA splicing, via spliceosome.
GGGUGGGAACAAACCGUGCGAGGCGCACGGAGCCCGGCACGCGCACGGCCCCCGCCCCCCGCGCAGCGAAGGGGGGAGGCGGCGCCGGGGGGGCCGAGGGCAGCGCCCCGCCGCGGGAGGGGGUGGCCGGGGCUGCGCUGCGCACCUGCGGGGCGCCGAGCGGGGCGGGCGAGGAGGAGGAGGAAGAAGAGGAGGAGGCGGCCGGAGGCGCGGAGCCAGCCGGCGGCCGCGCAGCCCGCCUCCGGCUUGGCCAGCCGGCUUGGCCCCGAGGAGAUGGAGCAGGAGAAGUACCUGCCCGAGCUGAUGGCAGAGAAGGACAGCCUGGAUCCCUCCUUUGUUCACGCCAUGCGCCUGCUGGCCGACGAAAUUGAAAAAUUUCAGGGUUCUGAAGGCAAGAAGGAAGAUGAAGAAAAGAAAUAUCUUGAUGUUAUCAGCAACAAAAACAUAAAGCUGUCAGAAAGAGUUCUGAUCCCUGUCAAACAAUAUCCAAAGUUCAAUUUUGUUGGGAAAUUGCUUGGACCAAGAGGAAACUCCUUGAAGCGGUUACAAGAAGAAACAGGUGCAAAAAUGUCUAUCUUGGGGAAAGGCUCCAUGAGGGAUAAAGCCAAGGAGGAAGAACUGAGGAAAAGUGGAGAAGCCAAAUAUGCACACUUGAGUGACGAGCUUCAUGUAUUAAUUGAAGUGUUUGCUCCACCUGGGGAAGCAUAUUCUCGUAUGAGUCAUGCCUUGGAAGAAAUAAAAAAAUUCCUCGUUCCAGAUUAUAAUGAUGAAAUUCGUCAGGAGCAGCUGAGAGAGCUAUCAUAUUUGAAUGGUUCUGAGGAUUCAGCACGUGGACGGGGUAUUCGAGGAAGAGGGAUCCGUGUGCCACCUGCAGCUCCUUCAAGGGGCCGUGGGGGUGCAAUUCCUCCGCCCCCACCUGGACGAGGUGCCCAAGCCCCCAGAGGAGCACCAGUGACACGUGGAGCACUUCCCGUCCCACCAGUAGCAAGGGGCGUUCCUACCCCUCGAGCAAGGGGUGCCCCAGCAGUGCCAGGCUACAGACCACCCCCGCCACCUGCACAUGAGGCAUAUGAAGAAUAUGGAUAUGAUGAUGGAUAUGGGGGUGAAUAUGAUGAUCCAAGCUAUGAGGCAUAUGAUAACAGUUAUGCCACCCAAACACAAAGAUGUCAGGAUACACAGUUGUACUCAUCUGUGUUGAGUGGUACUGAAGGCCACAAGUAACCUUUUGACUUCAGUGAGACACUUGAGGAAUAACAUGCUACUCAGAUUUCAAAGGUGUAAAGAACAAAUGGACCAUUACAGAUGCAGUUUGGGUCUCUGCACCUUAUUGGCUAUUUAUCUUCACAGAAAUAGCUCCUUAUUGAACUGAAAUAGCACAACAGAACAGAAUGGUUUGACCAUGAUAUUUGGUUAGGUGUAUAUACCAGAAAGUUUUCUCACAAUCAAAGAUCUUGUUUUUAGUGUAACUCUGAUUACAGGAGCAAUACUUAUUAAGCACACAACUAACAAGGUAAUUUGUAACACUUCAGAGUACUUAUUCAUCUCGUCCACUGUGUGAUUUACAGGGGGAAAAAAAUAUUGUAGACAAUCUGUCUUCAGAGAGGAAAAAAAAAAAAAAAAUCAUUACUGCCCUCUGCAGGGAUUGAGUGAAAUUCUGAAGCAUGAGAUGAGAGAUAAUUGAAGUCUGUGGCUUAAUGCAGAGCUCCAAGCUUUUUUCUCAUGUUAAGGGCAGAGUUUCCACUUGCUUUUUACAGCUCAUUAAAGAAUUAAUAUGGAAACUCUUACUCUAGACCAAUCUCUGGUCUUACUAUGUCUCACCAUGCUUAUUGACAAGACCUUACUCUCAUUGUCGCCUCAAACUGUAGAAUGUCUGGGGGAGGGGGGGGGCGGGGGGAGAGGGGGGAACUAAACACAAGCUGAAUUCAGCGUGCUUUAGAGCAGAGCACAUGAUACAUUGUGCCUUGUUCCCCUAUGCACCCAAUACACAGAGUACCCAUUUAGGUAGCCUGCCACCACUAUCGCUGUUAACAAUACCUUUGUCUUCCAGACCUUAUAUUUAUUUCCCACUUUCUCACCAGAGGCUUCCUGCCCAUAUAUACAUUUCUCCUGAAGGCCCUUAGUCCUUCAUUGCCUAAGAGGUAUGAUUUAGAUAUUUUAUAAAUUAGUUGCUGCCAAUAGCAGAGAAAAUGAGCACGCUGUUAGCAUACACCACUGUGCUAUUACACAGGAUUAUGACUUAGAAGGAGCAGCAAAAAUGCCCAGCACCCAGAUCACCCAGAUAUUAUGUGGAGAUAAACUCUGUUUUUCUGUGUACGGUUAUCUGAAGAUUAGUACUUAAAGUCAAGGACAGAGUUUCAGGCCCAGCAACACACUUUGUAUAGGUCCUUCUUUAAUGACUUCUACCACUGCCACCCUUCCAGAGAGUUUGUCUUCCAUGACAGCAGUCUGAUUUUAG